Molecule: messenger RNA, 3629 nt
Organism: Verruconis gallopava
Lineage: Eukaryota; Fungi; Ascomycota; Dothideomycetes; Venturiales; Sympoventuriaceae
Exons: 4
Coding region: 1129-3273 (714 amino acids)
Source: RefSeq, a predicted model, not a curated record
CAUGCCAACCGAAUCCCGUCGAUGAUCCAUUUAACGUAGCCCGCAGCGAGACCUCCCCGCGCCCGUCGCUUUUCCUCUCUCCACUCCCCGCCCCCCCUAUUCACCUCGCUGCCUGUCGGUCCUCGCCCGACGCUUUCCACACAGCGCUUGUGCUCGCUCCGCCUGCGACUCCCGUUCCCUUCCGCAUCGUGCCGUCCUCUCCUCUUGUUCCCGUCUCCUGCUUCUGCCUGCGACGCCGCCCUCGUCUUCUCGCCGCCGCCUCCUCCACUGCGCUGACGUAAGCUGCGUCAACCGAGCGCUCACGCCGGCAAUUCGUCCGCCCCUGUUGUGGUGCGUAGCAGCGCCGCCGACCCGCCUGAGCUGUGCCCGACUGCGCGCCCACAGCGUUCCCAGAUGGCAGCGCGCUCGCAGACGCCCAACUACGGCACGUACGAUGCUCUCAACAACGGCAUCACGACCGGCAAGGCUAGCGAGCCUUCGCCCCUAGCCAACGCAACGGGCGGUGUGCGGCCCACGAGCGCUGCCUACUCGUACGUACCUGGCGACGACAUCGACGGCACCGGGCCGACCAUCCAACAGCUCGAAGGCGCAGGCCUGCACCGCACCGCCUCCGGCAGCUCGCGCGCCGGCGGCGUGUCGAGGAGCAACACGCUCACCAAGAAGACCAAUACCCUCAGCCGGCGCUCCAGCUUGAAGAGGAGCGGCAGCAGGAAGAGCCUGGCAGCGGGCAGCAUAAAGGGCGUGCAGAUCGAAGACCCCAACGCACCGCUGGGCGAAGACUACAACAGCGUGUUCUACUGCCCUGUGCCCACGACGGGAAGCCCGACUGAGAUUCUAGCAAAUCGAUUCCAAGGUACGUUGCUAUACGGCCGUCGCAUUCGCAAAACAAAUGAGGGGCCGCGAAGAUACCAGGAGGGAAAGAAAAUAAGCGUCCUGCCGCCGCAACGAUGACGAGCUGGACGAAGGUCAUGCAAAGAUCGGCCGCUGACAGUACUCGCAGCAUGGCGCAAGUUCCUCAAGGACCUGGUCGCCUAUUUCAAGGAGGUGCAGAACUCGUACGAGCAGCGGUCCAAGGCGCUGCUCAAGGUCGCCAAUGUCAUCAACAACACCCAACCACCCUCCAUAUUCAUGUCCGAGGGCGGCCUCAACGACGCGAACCGCAUUCUGCGUGACUACCACCGCCAGGCCGUUGCCGAGGCCAACAAGGCGCGCGAGAUUGAGGACGACGUGAUAACGCAGCUGUCCGGCCUGCGUGCCGACCUGGGUCAGAAGAUCAAGGAGAUCAAGUCCCUGGCCGGCGACUUCAAGAACUCGGUCGACAAGGAGCGCGAGCACACUCGCAGGGCCGUCAAUGGCCUGCAGGAGGCCCUGAGCAUUGUCGAUCGCGAUCCGAAUGCGCUCGUUGGUAAGGAGGAUCCUUACAUCAUCCGACUAGGCGUCGACAGGCAAAUCGAGCGCCAGCUCGACGAGGAGAACUAUCUGCAUAGAGCAUAUCUGAACCUCGAGGGCUCCGGUCGCGAGCUCGAGUCAAUCGUUGUAGGCGAGGUUCAGAAGGCGUACAACGCGCUCGCAACCAUCAUGAAGCGCGAGGCGGACGAGGCCUACAACACCGUCGACGCGCUGCGGUCUGGCCCGGUCACCUUGCCAAAGGACCUCGAAUGGAGGCAUUUUAUCGACUCUGACCCCCACUUCAUCAGCCCUGACACGCCGCUACGCAAGAUCGAAGACAUCCAAUACCCCGGUAAGAUGCAUCCCGCCGCGGCAGAGGUCCGCGCAGGCAUGCUCGAGCGAAAGAGCAAGUAUCUGAAAAGCUACACGCCGGGAUGGUACGUGCUGUCGCCGACGCACCUCCACGAAUUCAAGUCAGCGGACCACAUCUACUCUCAGUCGCCCGUCAUGUCGCUGCUACUCGCCGACCAGAAGCUGGGCUCGCACUCGCAACCCGGAUCCAGCUCGCACAAGUUCAUGCUCAAGGGCCGGCAGACAGGUUCCAUGCAUAGAGGCCACUCCUGGGUGUUCCGCGCCGAAACGUACGAAACCAUGCUCGCGUGGUACGACGACAUCCGCGCCCUCACCGAGAAGACGGGCGAAGAGCGCAACGCGUUCGUGCGCAAGCACGCGCGUAGCUUCAGUGCUGGCAGCCAGCACCGCCCCAGCUCCGUCAGCGGCGACAGCGCCCUGGAUGAGGACGAGGCGGACGAGGUGCCGUUCAGCGCAAUGGCGUCGGCGCAGGACGGAGGAUCGUCGGUCGAGCGCGAUGGUGUUGUCAAGUCAGCUGAGGCUGGCGCGCAGCAGCCCCGGAAGAGGCCAGAACCAGGUGGGCGAUUUCCGUCGGAUCUCAAUAUCAACCGUCACUUACAGGCCACUCUUUCUCACAGUAGCGGGAGCUCCUCGGCGGGUGCGGACCAGCAGCAGCAACGCGACUCACACGGCCACGGUCCCGGCGAACAACCUCGUCACGAUCUAGGCAGCUUGGCCGGCGGGCCGCGGCCUGAGACGGCGGAUUCUACUACGGCGACGGCGACGUAUCCAACUGCAUCGACGGCUUAUCCGAUGGCGGCAGCAACGGUGAGGAGAGAGCAGGCUGAGCCACAGCCAACGUACGAGAACACGGCCGCGUAUCAGAACACGCCCACGAACCUGGUGACGGCGCCGUACGUGGCGACGAGCACGGCCUCCAACGUCCCCAUCAUCACCGGCCCCGCGCCACCCACUUCGCAAGACCUUUCUGGGGAGGUUAACCAGCCCCGAAUGGAGGGCUACCCAUCUGGCCACGCAAAUUGGGUCGCUCCCGCGGCUGCGGGUGCGGUCAUGGGUGCCGGAGCGGUCGGCGCGGAGGAGCACUGGCGCACCAAGAGGGAGGAGGCUGCUCAAAGACAGGCCGAAGCUACCGCGCAGAAUGUCGGCGUCGCAGACACGGGCAAGUCACCAGGAGCUGCGGAACCGGACUCUCUCUCUCGCUCUCUACUCCCCCUGCCUGUGACGACCACAGCGGGGGCCGGCGUGACCGAACAGGCACUGUACUCGCCCGCGAGUGCGAGCGGAGGCGGCCAGUCCGACACAGUCAUGUCCGUCGUGUCUCAAAGCACGGCGGCCACGGAGCUCACGGAGAGCCCGACGGCGAGCCAGGUUGCGCUCAGCCACACGGCGUACGACACCGCGCGCGACGGCACGGUGAAUGCGACACCGACGGGCAAGCUUUUCCCUGCCGUGCUGAGGCACGACACAAACACCAGCAUCAGCAACCUCCAUGUGCCCGGCGAGUACAAUUGACCUAGACUGGGUGUGGGUGGGACUCGUGGGGAGCCUAGAUUGUCUUUGCGACCAUCGAUCCAAGGGCGAGCGGGGAAGCACGACAAAAAGAAGAAAAAAAAAAACGACUGCCCGAGUGUUUAGUUGAUACGGCGUUUGAGUGACUGCGGCUCUGCCCUCGCUUAUUCUGCUUUUACCCCCCCCCAUUUGUUUUUCUUAUCUCAAUCCCUUCGUUCUUGUCGAACUACCUCAGUGAUACCGUACAUGACGAAUCUUGGAUGAAAGUCUUAUUCUCUUACACGGCCUUUUUAUUGUACAUAAACUCAUUCUAUCUUUACCUCCCGUGUGCGGACUGGCGUGCACAAACUGAAACAAUA